Messenger RNA from Racocetra fulgida, 1581 nucleotides. NCBI's taxonomy places the organism in Eukaryota, Fungi, Glomeromycota, Glomeromycetes, Diversisporales, Gigasporaceae. The record is from the annotation of a GenBank genome assembly.
GUUUAAAUAACAUGGCUGCUGAUGUACACAGUUGUUGGCAUAAUUUAUCACGUUGGCUUGAAGAUGGUCCAAGAAAUGAUUUCCCAUCAUUAUGUGUUCCAUUUAAUGAACCUCAUGGAAAUUCAUCUGAUAAGAUUGGAUUACGAAAUGCAACUGAUUUUGAUAAAUUCUUUCGUACAUAUUCAUAUGAAUUAUUGACUGCAAGUGGAUAUGCUUUGAGUCAUCAUAAAGAUAAACAUGGCAUAACUCAUUAUAAAAUAUAUCGGAAACCAAGAUACUUUUCGGAAUCUUCCGAGGAGAGUUCAGAAGAUAGUGAUAGAUUUAAUCAAAUAUUUCAUGACGUUACUUCUUCUCCAAAUGGCUCCCCAAACGCAUAUAUUCAAAUUUCAUCGUCACGAUGGGAGAAUCAACAUCAUUUAACAUCCAUAUUUAUUUUAUAUGGCAAAUCAACAUUACGACCAUCACCUACAAUAACAAACGUUCUCGAACUCUCUGAUCAAAUCUUGUAUGCAAUUGACCCUCUUCCUCAGUCCCGAUUCGGUUGGUCUUUGGCUGUAGUAGAUUUAAAUUCAGAUGGAGUAGAUGAUUUAGCAAUCAGUGCUCCUUCAUUUAGUUCUAACCGAUUUAUAUCUGGAACCGGAAAAGUUUAUGUGUAUUUUGGACGUGCAGAACCUAGUGGAAUAUCAAAAUUAUUAAAAACAUAUGAAAUUGGAUUGUCUCAUUAUCCAGAUUUAGAGAUUUCAACAGAUGCUAAAACAACAAAUAAUGAUUGGAGGAUUGAUCAAAUGGGUCAAGUCUUAGCUUCCGGAGAUGUUGAUAAUGAUGGAUUUAGAGAUUUAUUGAUUGGGUGUCCGUAUUGUGGACCUCACAAUCGAUCAAAGACUAUAUUCGAUAGUGAUUGGUCAUUGCAAAGUCCAAGUGGUCAAACUUAUGAAUGGUUUGGAGCAGCUAUCAGCGUUCAUCAUAGGAAACAAACAAACAAUACAAUAAUAAUUGUUGGUGCGCCAGGUUAUAAUAAUGAAUUAAAAACACAGUGGGCUGGUCGUAUUUAUGGAUUUGAAAUAAAAGACGAUGAUAAAAUGAAUCCUUUGAAAAUAUUUGAUCUGAGUGGAACCGAAGAGUUUCAAGGGAUUGGAAGUUCAAUAAUUGCCGCUGAUUUUCUUCAAGAUGUUGGCGAUUUUUUGAUUGUCUCUUCUCAAUCCGAGCUAUGGCAAGCCGGUGCCGUUCGUGUGAUAAAUAUGGAAUAUCUAAAAGAAGGAACUUUAUUAUCUGAUGACUAUAUGAGUGUUGGAAAUGGAUUGUUGUCGCUAUUGCGAGGAACUGAGAGUGCAUCUCAUUUUGGAAGUGCGGUAUAUUGGGAUGACAUUAACAAUUCGCUUUGGAUUUCUGAACCAUUUGCUUCUUGGGAUGCUCCAAAUUAUCAAACACUUCAAAAGAACAUUCCAAAUAUUGAAACUUUUAAAUUAGCAGAAGUAUGUAUGAAAAGUAGAGAACCAAGAGCCAGACUUGGAAAUAAAAUUAUAAAAUUUGAUUUUAAUGGUGACGGAAAAAGAGAUUUAGUUAUUGCUUCGGAACAUAGCA